AGAAGCAAUUGAAGAAGAAGACGAGGAGUUGAUGAAGGAGCAGGAAGAAGAGGUGGAGGAAGAAGCAGCCGAAGGAGAGGAGGAGGAGACAGUAGAAGAGAAAGAGGCUUGGGAAAAAAGCAAGGAAGAUGCUGGAGAGGAACAGGAAGAAGAAGGAGAAGAAGAGGCCAAGCCCAAACCAAACAGACUCUUUAUGCCCAACCUCGUGCCUCUCAAAAUCCCUGAUGGAGAGAAAGUUGACUUUGAUGAUAUCCACCGGAAGCGGAUGGAGAAGGACCUGAACGAGCUGCAGACCCUGAUCGUGGCGCACUUCGAGAACCGCAAGAAGGAGGAGGAGGAGCUCAUGAGCCUGAAGGAUAGAAUGGAGCAACGUCGGUCAGAGAGAGCUGAGCAGUUGAGAAUCCGGACCGAGAGAGAGAAGGAACGCCAGAACAGGUUUGCUGAGGAGAAAGCGAGGAAGGAGGAAGAGGAGGAUUUGAAGAGAGCCACUGAAGACGCCAAAAAGAAGAAGGUUCUGUCCAGCGUGCACUUCGGAGGCUACCUGCAGAAGACAGAGAGGAGGACAGGAAAGAAACAGACUGAGAGAGAAAAGAAGAAGAAGAUCCUGAGCGACCGGCGCAAGUCGCUGGACAUCGAUCAUCUGAAUGAGGAGAAACUGAAAGAGAAGGUUGACGAGCUCAGCCAGUGUAUUUUUGAUCUGGAGGCUGAGAAGUUUGACCUGCUUGACAAAUUCAAGAAACAGAGAUACGAGAUUAAUGUUCUGAGAAAUCGAGUUAGUGACCACCAGAAGAUCACAAAAGGUGUCCGUGGAGGGAAAGGCAAGGUUGCGGGUCGCUGGAAGUAGAUGCAAGGCCACUGGAGCUGGGAAAACCACAAGCCUGCCUUUAAAAUGAGACCACUCCAGUAUCCUUCACUGUGUGAGCUCUGGCACUGGGAAUGUCAUGUGUGAGAUUACUACUUUGUGUUAUCCACCACUUGUAAAUGCUUGUAAAUAAAAACUAUUAAAUAAACAUGAUUCUCUAAUAA
Molecule: messenger RNA, 1026 nt
Organism: Acipenser ruthenus (sterlet)
Lineage: Eukaryota; Metazoa; Chordata; Actinopteri; Acipenseriformes; Acipenseridae
Product: troponin T, cardiac muscle-like
Exons: 13
Coding region: 32-844 (270 amino acids)
Biological process (GO): cardiac muscle contraction; regulation of muscle contraction; sarcomere organization
Cellular component (GO): troponin complex
Molecular function (GO): troponin C binding; tropomyosin binding; troponin I binding
Source: RefSeq, a predicted model, not a curated record